UUAUUAAUUUUUAAUUACAGGCGUCUAUCAGCCUUCGUCGCUCAGUUUUACUGUUAUUUUCAGCCAUAGCUUUCUUUUACACAUUCAUUCAAACGCCGUUCCUUUGGGGUGUCUAGGUCAAAGGCCGCGGUCUGGUUGUCUAAAGCUUAUCGCAUAAUAAUCUUCCACCAGACAACACUUUUUAGUAUUUAAUCAAAAGGAACCUUGGUUCCUCUUUCAUUUUUACUCGAAAACAUAAGAAACAGCCAAAAAGGAGCAACCGUCCGUAGAAGCUCCUUUUAGGGGCAAAAGUAAGGAAAAGGAAAACUUACCUUUAUUUCGCCUGGGGUAUUUUAUUUAUUUUUCAUUUUGUGUUGGGGUUUAACAAAAUCGAGUGAUGUUGCAGACUUGGUUCAUUUGUAUAACUUGUCCUUAAUCAUACCAUGUGUGAUUCUGCCGACCCUGCGCUCUUUGCGUUCGCAGUUGCGCAGUCGUUUAACCGUCAUAUCCACAAACUGUUACGUAACUGCUUCAUUAAUCAGGAUUCGUUCACUUUCUCCUUCGACAAAACCCGUUUUAGAGGUAGGAAGAGAGAGAAUCCUACGAACAAAAUUGAAGGCCUGUCUCGCACUUUUUGAGUACAAAGACUUCCUUUCCACCACAUUUCUAUUUUUGUUCCUUACAGGGUGCUAGCCAUGGGAAACAGCGUGGAUUGUUGUUACAACUCACGCUGGUCUUACCAGUGCAUUUUCCCUUGCAUUCGUUUUUGUACAUACACAGGACGCCGGGUCUUUUACAACUAUGACGGCAUGGAAAAGGUUCAACCACUCGUCCAUAUUUACCACCCCCGGAACGAGCGCGUUCACUCUCUUCCAGAUGCUUUCUAUGGCAUUGAUGACGACGAUGAUAUACAAAAUCAAAUCAAAAGCCAUAAAGGGCUUGACGGCGCUGGUCAGAUCGCGGCGUUGUGCAAGUAUGCAGCGGACAAUGGUUACACCAUUCGCGCCGUGGGCACAGGUUCCUCUUGGUCUCGUCUCACCCAUACUAGAGACAUACUUGUGGUCAUGACUGAUUUGAACAAGAUUCUCACGUUCCCAAAGAUAUUGGAGGAUUCACAGUCGGAGGAUUCAGAAAUGGAAACAACGGAAAUGAAAUAUGAAGUCGAAGUACAAGCCGGGAAACGCGUUGUAGAUUUUGUCGAGGAACUCGACCGGGAUCAUCACAAGGCGCUCAAGAUGAUGGGCAACUACGCAGGCCAAACGGUUGGAGGAGUGGCGAGCACUUCCACUCAUGGAUCAGGAUGGUUCAGUGGAACAAUGUCCACUUUUGUGGUGGGUCUUCAUUUAAUCGUACGUGGUGGAAUCCAAGUGAAAGUACGUGGCGGCCCCGAAACCAUUGCGGAUUGCGAAGCAAAGAUCGAUGGAGCCAAAUACGGAGACGACCCAGUCGAGAUCAAAAGUAGUGAGGUGUUAAAGGCAUGUCAAGUAGGGUUAGGAUGUAUGGGGGUGAUCUACUCCAUUACAUACAGCUGUGUUCCCAUGUACAAGCUGGAGGAAAUCAGAAGAACGGAACAGGUCUCUUGGCCAGAAGUUACGACGGAAGACGACGAAGGCAACAACGACGGUGACGAUGCGUUAAUGGGAAAGAAGUUGCAAUUAGGGGAGGUUCUUGAAAAGGUUGCUAAAAUGUACAAGACGAAAGAUGCAGAAUAUUUCUCGUUUUUCGUCAAUCCAUACCCGCAAGGACCAAGGAAUGACAAGCAUAUUGAAAUGGCUUACUUGAAAGCUUUCAAAACAGAUCGUAGACCAACCUGCUGUGCUUGUUGCUCAUGCUGUUGUAAUUGUUGCGGGGGAAGAGGAAUAGCGGACCUAGGCUGCAUGCAGACAGACUGCACAGCCUCUUGCCUCCAGGGAUGUGCCAAUUGUUGUCCCACUCGUAUUCCACAGCUCACCAACUUCGGUGUGUCACAGUUCUCGUUCGAAAAACCGUAUCGGCAGACAUGGUACAACGUGCUGCAGUUCACGAAAGGCAAUAUCCACGUUCGCACAGCAGAAUGGUGCUUACCGUUGGAACACCUCCAUAGUGCCCUGACCAUGGUGAUAAAACUGGCUCAAGAUUACGCAGAAAGGCAUAAACAGUAUUCUUUGCUACCAAUGUAUGUGAGACUUGCACGUUGUGAUGAUUUGUUCCUGAGCCCUGCAAGCAAGUUUAGACCUGACGGAACUAUAAAUCAUCACAGCUGUUACAUUGAGGUACCAUUUCUCCCUGGAGCAUACGGCAUUGACGAGUUUCAGGAGACGGUAGAGAACAAGCUAUGUGAGGAGUUCAAGGCAAGGCCACACUGGGGAAAGAAUAAUCGCCUCAACCAGUCUAAGAUCGAGGCGAUCUACCACAAGGAUAGCCUGGAAAAAUGGGGGGAAGUGUACAGGAUAUUUAACAAAGGAGGACCGUUUGAAAAUCUCUUCACACAUCAUAUGGGUUUUGCCAAGUUGUUUGAUUAUCCAAUCGAUAAGCAGCCUUCUGCCUAAGAAGUAACGUUUCAGUACCUUAUUUUGUCGCUCUUAAGUAUAGGAAGAAGCGCAGUAGUUUAUAGGUAGAAUUCUCAUAUGUAUACACUGGUUGACAGUCUUCGGUAAUCAACGCCUAGAAAACAACAUACUAAGAUGUGUUACCAGAUGACCUGGAAUAACCUACCCUACGAGCACUAAGAUGGAACCGGCCAAUCAAAUCGUGCCAUUUAACCCUUUAACUCCCGUGAGUGACCAAGACAGAAGUUCUCCUUACUAUAUCUGUACAAUAUCAUGCAGACAAGUGAUGGGAAUAAAGAAAAAUAUCAAUCAUAGAAUUACUAAUUAACUGAUCCGAUACUAAAUUCUCUGAACUAACAUUAAAAGAACUGUAUGGUUGGCAGUAAGGAGAAUUACAAAUUUGAUCUGGGAGUUGAAGGGUUAAGAAUCAUCUUCUAGAGUGUCUUACAAAAUAAAUGUAACCCAUCAGAGCAAUGUAUAAAAGUUGACUUGAUAGAGCUAGUGGGACAAUAUCGACUGAUAAUAGAAUUCAAUUUUACAACUUGGCAGAUCUGACCAUUGCCGUAAAAAGAACUGAAAUAGCCAAAUAGAAAUUCAUAACUAGCACUCUUAAAACAGCUUGUUUCACUGAUAGUUUUAAAAUGAACAGAAGUUAUUGUUUAUUUGCCGCUAUUUGAGGGGGUUUCAUGCAGUUGUAGCUAAUGUAGCCUUUUUU
Messenger RNA from Pocillopora damicornis (cauliflower coral), 3222 nucleotides. RefSeq names its product L-gulonolactone oxidase. NCBI's taxonomy places the organism in Eukaryota, Metazoa, Cnidaria, Anthozoa, Scleractinia, Pocilloporidae. Gene Ontology annotation, molecular function: FAD binding; D-arabinono-1,4-lactone oxidase activity. Gene Ontology annotation, cellular component: membrane. The record is from RefSeq and is a predicted model, not a curated record.